Messenger RNA from Puntigrus tetrazona (Sumatra barb), 473 nucleotides. RefSeq names its product 1-phosphatidylinositol 4,5-bisphosphate phosphodiesterase beta-2-like. Gene Ontology annotation, biological process: phosphatidylinositol-mediated signaling; lipid metabolic process. Gene Ontology annotation, molecular function: phosphatidylinositol-4,5-bisphosphate phospholipase C activity. The annotation marks the transcript as partial. The transcript is spliced from 4 exons. The record is from RefSeq and is a predicted model, not a curated record. NCBI's taxonomy places the organism in Eukaryota, Metazoa, Chordata, Actinopteri, Cypriniformes, Cyprinidae.
GUCAGAUAUCUCCGGAGGGUUUGAUGUUUUAUCUGAUGGGCUCUGAGACUUCAGUGGUCAAACUGGACAAACUGGCCCAGAGUCAUGACAUGACCCAACCAAUCCCACAUUACUUCGUCAAAUCCUCCCACAACACCUAUCUCACAGCGGGGCAGCUGACGGGCGUCUCGUCUCCGGAGAUGUACCGCCAGUGUCUCCUCGCCGGGUGCCGCUGUCUGGAGCUUGACUGCUGGAAGGGCAAGCCGCCGGACGAAGAGCCCAUCAUCACCCACGGCUUCACCAUGACAACCGAGAUCCUCUUCAAGGACGUGAUCGAAGCCAUCGCCGAGAGCGCCUUCAAAACCUCCAAGUAUCCUGUCGUCCUUUCGUUCGAGAACCACGUUGACUCAGUGAAGCAGCAGGAGAAGAUGGCCGAGUACUGCAGGACCAUCUUUGGAGACGCUCUGCUCGUGGAUGUGCUGGAGAAAUACCCC